Messenger RNA from Lotus japonicus, 938 nucleotides. Its product is annotated as agamous-like MADS-box protein MADS9. Gene Ontology annotation, molecular function: protein dimerization activity; DNA-binding transcription factor activity, RNA polymerase II-specific; RNA polymerase II cis-regulatory region sequence-specific DNA binding. Gene Ontology annotation, cellular component: nucleus. The coding region runs from base 173 to 718 and encodes 181 amino acids. The record is from RefSeq and is a predicted model, not a curated record. NCBI's taxonomy places the organism in Eukaryota, Viridiplantae, Streptophyta, Magnoliopsida, Fabales, Fabaceae. The transcript is spliced from 7 exons. Gene Ontology annotation, biological process: positive regulation of transcription by RNA polymerase II.
AAAGUUGUUCACCCACAAGCCCAUAAUGGAAUGCUCAUCUAUUACUUUACUCGCUUGCUAUAUAUCCUCUUUUAUCUUUUCUCACUAGCAAUUAAGAACACAGAAGAUAGAGAGAAAACUUAACAAAGGUGAGGGUAAGAGAAGAACAAGAGUAAAAGAAUUGUGAGACAAUAUGGGGAGAGGUAAGAUUGAGAUCAAGAGGAUUGAGAACUCAAGCAACAGGCAAGUCACCUACUCAAAGAGGAAGAAUGGGAUCCUUAAGAAGGCAAAGGAAAUCAGUGUUCUAUGUGAUGCUCAAGUUUCUCUUAUCAUCUUUGGUUCCUCUGGAAAGAUGCAUGAGUACAUCAGUCCCUCCACCACGUUGAUUGAUGUCCUGGAUAGAUACCAGAGAGCCUCAGGGAAGACCCUUUGGGAUGCUAAGCAUGAGAACCUAAGCAAUGAAAUUGAUAGAGUCAAAAAAGAGAAUGAUAGCAUGCAAAUUGAGCUCAGGCACUUGAAGGGUGAUGACAUUACCUCACUGAAUUACAAAGAGCUGAUGGCUCUAGAGGAAGCCCUUGAGAAUGGCCUCAAGGGUAUCCGUGAGAAAAAGAAUGAAGUGCACAGGAUGAUCAAGAGAAACGGCAAGAUUUUGGAGGAGCAAAAUAAGGAGCUUAAUUUCCUUCUGCAACAGCAUUUGGCACUGGAAGGUGUGGGAAACAUGCAUGGACAAUGGAUUUGAGUUUGACCACAUCAUAAGGGAUUUAAUUCGCAUGUUUCAUGUUCAAGAAUGCAGCAUGCGUGCUUACUACUAUCUAAGUAAUUUGCUCCAAGUAUUAAUUAAGUUAUGAACUUUUGGCAUAUCUGGUUUCAUAGUACGUAUUUGUUAGAGCUCAGUGUAAACUCUCGAUUCCAAAUACUAGUUAUGGUGAAAUGAUCAUCGAAUUUGGCUUGCGACACUA